Molecule: messenger RNA, 4155 nt
Organism: Echinops telfairi (small Madagascar hedgehog)
Lineage: Eukaryota; Metazoa; Chordata; Mammalia; Afrosoricida; Tenrecidae
Gene: DNM1L
Product: dynamin 1 like
Exons: 21
Coding region: 99-2348 (749 amino acids)
Biological process (GO): mitochondrial fragmentation involved in apoptotic process; mitochondrial fission
Cellular component (GO): mitochondrion; membrane; microtubule
Molecular function (GO): GTP binding; GTPase activity; microtubule binding
Source: RefSeq, a predicted model, not a curated record
GCCGGCUCCCGAGAAGAAGAGGAAGGAGGUGGACUCUGGGCCCCGUCCCCAUUCAUUGCCGCGGCCGGCUGGGCUGGGGUCCCGUCUUCUUGGGAGCCAUGGAGGCGCUAAUUCCUGUCAUCAACAAGCUCCAGGACGUCUUCAACACCGUGGGCGCCGACAUCAUCCAGCUGCCUCAGAUCGUCGUGGUAGGAACGCAGAGCAGUGGAAAGAGCUCCGUGCUAGAAAGCCUAGUGGGCAGGGACCUGCUUCCCCGAGGCACUGGUAUUGUCACCCGGAGGCCACUCAUCCUGCAGCUUGUCCAUGUUGCACCAGAAGACAAACGAAAAACAACAGGAGAAGAAAAUGACCCGGCCACAUGGAAAAACUCAAGACACCUUUCUAAAGGGGUUGAAGUGGAAGAAUGGGGUAAAUUUCUUCACACCAAGAAUAAGCUCUACACAGAUUUUGAUGAAAUUCGACAAGAAAUUGAAAAUGAAACAGAAAGAAUUUCAGGAAAUAAUAAGGGAGUAAGCCCUGAACCAAUUCAUCUUAAGAUAUUUUCACCCAACGUUGUUAAUUUGACACUUGUGGAUUUGCCAGGUAUGACCAAGGUGCCUGUAGGUGAUCAACCUAAGGAUAUCGAACUCCAAAUCAGAGAGCUCAUUCUUCGGUUUAUCAGUAAUCCAAAUUCCAUUAUCCUCGCCGUAACUGCUGCUAAUACAGAUAUGGCAACAUCAGAAGCUCUGAAAAUUUCAAGAGAGGUGGAUCCAGAUGGACGCCGAACCUUAGCUGUAAUCACUAAACUUGAUCUCAUGGAUGCGGGUACUGAUGCCAUGGAUGUAUUGAUGGGCAGGGUUAUCCCAGUCAAACUUGGAAUCAUUGGUGUAGUUAACAGGAGCCAGCUUGAUAUUAACAAUAAGAAGAGUGUAACUGAUUCAAUCCGAGAUGAAUAUGGUUUUCUUCAAAAGAAAUACCCGUCUCUGGCCAACAGAAAUGGAACAAAGUAUCUUGCUAGGACUCUAAACAGGUUACUGAUGCAUCACAUCAGGGAUUGCUUACCCGAGUUGAAAACAAGAAUAAAUGUUCUAGCAGCUCAGUAUCAGUCUCUUCUAAAUAGCUACGGUGAACCUGUGGAUGAUAAAAGUGCUACUUUACUCCAGCUUAUUACCAAAUUUGCCACAGAAUAUUGUAAUACUAUUGAAGGAACUGCAAAAUACAUUGAGACUUCAGAGCUAUGCGGUGGUGCUAGAAUAUGUUAUAUUUUCCAUGAGACUUUUGGGCGAACCUUAGAAUCUGUUGACCCGCUAGGUGGCCUUAAUACUAUUGACAUAUUGACUGCCAUUAGAAAUGCUACUGGCCCUCGUCCUGCUUUGUUUGUGCCUGAGGUUUCAUUUGAAUUACUGGUCAAGCGCCAAAUCAAACGUCUGGAAGAGCCUAGCCUCCGUUGUGUGGAACUGGUUCAUGAGGAAAUGCAGAGGAUCAUUCAGCAUUGUAGCAAUUACAGCACACAGGAAUUGUUGCGGUUUCCUAAACUUCAUGAUGCCAUAGUUGAAGUAGUGACUUGUCUUCUUCGUAAAAGGUUGCCUGUUACAAAUGAAAUGGUCCAUAACUUAGUGGCAAUUGAAUUGGCGUAUAUCAAUACAAAACAUCCAGACUUUGCUGAUGCUUGUGGACUAAUGAAUAAUAAUAUAGAGGAACAAAGGAGAAACAGACUAGCCAGAGAAUUACCUUCAGCUGUAUCACGAGACAAGUCUUCUAAAGUUCCAAGUGCUUUGGCACCUGCCUCCCAGGAGCCCUCCCCUGCUGCUUCUGCUGAGGCUGAUGGCAAGUUAAUUCAGGACAGCAGAAGAGAAACUAAAAAUGUUGCAUCUGGGAGUGGUGGGGUAGGAGAUGCUGUUCAAGAACCAACAACAGGCAACUGGAGAGGAAUGUUAAAAACUUCAAAAGCUGAAGAAUUACUAGCUGAAGAGAAAUCCAAACCAAUUCCAAUUAUGCCAGCUAGUCCACAAAAAGGGCAUGCUGUGAAUCUGCUGGAUGUGCCAGUUCCUGUGGCACGAAAGCUAUCUGCCCGCGAACAGCGAGAUUGUGAGGUGAUUGAACGACUCAUCAAGUCAUAUUUUCUUAUUGUAAGAAAGAAUAUUCAAGACAGUGUGCCAAAAGCAGUCAUGCAUUUUUUGGUUAAUCAUGUGAAAGAUACUCUUCAGAGUGAGUUAGUAGGACAACUGUACAAAUCAUCCUUAUUGGAUGAUCUUCUGACGGAAUCCGAGGACAUGGCACAGCGUAGGAAAGAAGCAGCUGAUAUGUUAAAGGCAUUACAAGGAGCCAGUCAAAUUAUUGCCGAAAUCCGAGAGACUCAUCUUUGGUGAAGAGAACUAGAUACUACUAGAGACUGUUGAAUCAACUCCAUUAGCUACUGCCUACUUCAGUAGAAUUUUAUUUAUGAACUCCAGUGUAUUGCGAUGGUAUGAUUCUGCUCAUGUGAAGACUGGCUAUAAAUGGAAAAGUAUAGUCUGUAUUGCAGAACAAAUCAUACAUUUAAUCCAAAAAAGUUUUCCAGUAUAUGUAAAAUAUAUCAAGUUUGUCAGUGGCAGUUUCAUUUGAACAUGAAAAGAACUGUUAAUGUUCUAGUAAUACGAGCAGUUUGCCACCUGUGGGUAAGAAGACCCAUGUAAUUUUUGUUAGUUGUCUUAAAGCUGCCACCAUAGUCCUUUAAGAAGAAAGUAUCAACACAACAUUUCAUCAACUAUAAUGCAUGUGCUAUAAAUUGAUCUGGCUUUGAACGAUGUGGUUUGACAAGCUACUCACCUGGUCACUGUUUUCCACCUGUCUUUCAAUUUAGUUUUUGUUUUUAGUACUUUCUCUGAACCAUGUGCUAAUAAGAAGUUGAUGCACAACAUCUGUAACAUUGAAAGUGAUGGGGUGUACAUAAUGUGUAGCUAGCGACGUAGAUCUCCACUUCUGAAUCCGCAUUGCCCUAUACAUAAAAAGUGAAAAUACUCUCUGAUUUUUACUUAAAUCUGGCAGCAUGAGUUAGAGUUCCCUGCUUACAAAUGUCUGGAUCUGACUAAUCAAUUAGAUAAUGACUGAACAGUUAUGUUUGCUUUUUAGAGGUUUCAAUGAUGACUUAAACUCUUUGGUUUGCAAAUACAACGAAAGUAAUCAAGACAUCUUUAGAAUGGGGGCCUCCCAAGAUUCACCACUGUGGGGUGGGGGACAGGGACUUAAAAGCCAGUACCAUUCUGAUCAUUUACGUUAUUAUUCUGUCUUCUCCCAUCUAGAAGGUAUUAAUUGCUUCAUAUGACAGAAUACAUGUUAUAAAAAUGCUGAGUUAAAGAGACACAUGUACUCCUAAAGAGUAUAAACUACUGAAUUGGAUUCAGGCGUUGGAGGUAGAAGCUUAGAACAAAUAUGUCCAUAUUUAUUAAAUUCUCGUAAUAUCUAUAAUCUGUAAGAUAUUUGCUCCCUCUUACAACAGAUUACACCUUAAGUCAACAAGCACUGCAGAUAAUAAAAUUUCAAGUUAGGACCAGAUAUUUAUGAUGGAUCUUGACAAGUAAGUAUGACUAUGUUCUGUUAAUGUAAUUUAUGGUACUCGUUUUACUAAAACAAUAAAGCUCAGUAGCACUGACUGAAUUAUAAAAACCCAAAAAAGGUAUUGGUACUGUUGUCAAUCUAUUUGUACUAUCGUCAUCUUAACAGAGAGUACAUGUAACCAGAAUAUUUGUUAGCAAAUUUAAAAAUCACUGUCAUCAUUAAAUGUCAGUUUUAAAUGAUAGCCAUUCACUUAUUUCAGAGUAGGCUAAAUAAAAGUCAUUUUAGCCUUUGGUAUUUCUUAAGGGAAAAAAUCUUAAAAUGCAUUUUUCUCUCCAGUAUGUCAAAACAAUUCAGCAUUGAAAAUGUUAGCUUUAAAGACAUGUUAUGGUUAUGUUCUUGCUAGUACGACAUUUUGUACAAAGAAAAAUGGGCAAAAAACCCCAAAACAAACAAACAAAACCACCGCAGGGAAAGAGAAUACCUUCCUUUUGUUGGCCCUUAAACUGAGUGAAGUUCUGAGAUGAAAAGAUGGCCUCUGGUAUUUAUAAUGGACACCUGUAUUCUGUUGCUUUGUAAAUAAAAUUGCUGGUAUGAAAUGACAUUGAUCUUUGUCAAUAAAAGAAUACUUCCUAAGGAAAA